Molecule: messenger RNA, 2198 nt
Organism: Crotalus tigris (Tiger rattlesnake)
Lineage: Eukaryota; Metazoa; Chordata; Lepidosauria; Squamata; Viperidae
Gene: IFRD1
Product: interferon related developmental regulator 1
Exons: 12
Coding region: 300-1607 (435 amino acids)
Cellular component (GO): nucleus
Source: RefSeq, a predicted model, not a curated record
UUAGUUCCAGGCAUCUGAGAGGAGAAAGAUGUAUCGAUUCCGUUUACGGGCAUCCACGGGGAUUUCUACCGCUUCAGCAGCUUUGUUUAUCAACUGCCUUCCUCAAUCGCAUCAGUUGCCUCGGUCCGGGAAGCCGGCCUCUGAAAGACAAUUCUAUAGUAAAAAGCGCUCCUGGUCUUCCAUCCGCUGAUUGUCACUACCGCCCGACGAAGGAAAGAAAGUAAAACCAGAGACCGAGACUUCGGUGCCGGAGCGCCAGCAGAAGUCGCGCGAAGAUACUACCGUUGUAGGCCGCUGCCAUGCCCAAGUUGAAGCGGCGAGGAGGGGGAACCCCGCGCGGAACAUCAGGUGCCCAGCACAGAAACAUGCAACCUUUUAGUGAUGAAGAUGCAUCAGUUGAAACUAUGAGCCACUGCAGUGGCUUCAGUGAUCCUGCCAGCUUCAAUGAAGAUGGACCUGAGGUUGAUGACGAAGCAACCCAAGAGGAUUUGGAAUAUAAACUGAAGGGGUUUAUUGACUUGACUUUGGAUAAGAGUACAAAGACAAGAUGGUCUGCUCUUGAUGGUCUGAAAAGUGCUUUGACAUCAAAAAUGCUUUAUGAGUUCAUCCUGGAAAGGAGAAUAACACUCACAGACAGUAUUGAACGUUGUAUCAAGAAAGGCAAGGGUGAUGAACAGCGUGCAGCUACCGGACUGGCUUGUCUGCUCUGCAUACAGUUGGGGUCAGGAAUUGAAAGUGAGGAAGUCUUUAAAACCCUUGCACCUGUCCUGAAAAAAAUACUCUGUGAUGUAUCAGCAAGUACGCAAGCUAGGCAAGCUUCUGCUACCUGCUUAGGAGUCUGUUGCUUUAUUAAUACUGACGAUAUCACGGAAUUAUAUUUGACUAUGGAAUGCUUGGAAAGUAUCUUCACAAAAUCCUAUCAGAAAGAGAGAAAUCAAAAUGGUAUUUCCAGCAUUCAGAACACAGGUCUUUAUGUAAGGGCUCUUGUGGCAUGGACCCUUCUGUUAACUAUCUGCCCAAUGAAUGAACUGAAGAAAAAGUUUGAAAUGUAUUUGCAUACAUUUCCUAGUCUGCUGUCCUGUGAUGAUGUAAAUAUGAGAAUUGUUGCUGGGGAAACAUUGGCUGUUUUAUUUGAACUUGCAAGAGAAUCUGAUGAGGAUUUUUUUUAUGAGGAUUUGGAACUUCUAAAACAGAAAUUGAAGGCUCUGGCUACAGAUGGAAAUAAGCAUCGUGCUAAAGUAGACAAAAGGAAACAGCGAUCUGUCUUCAGGGAUGUCUUACGAGCUAUAGAGGAACAUGAUUUUCCCACAGAGACAGUCAAGUUUGGACCAGAGCGUAUGUACAUUGACUGUUGGGUUAAAAAACAAACAUAUGAUACUUUCAAGGAAAUUUUAGGACCAGGAAUGCAAUAUCAUUUACAGUCCAAUGAGCUUCUCCGGAAUAUCUUUGAACUUGGUCCACCACUGAUGCUUGAUGAGACAACUCUUAAGACCAUGAAGAUAACCCAUUUUGAAAGGCAUCUGUACAACUCUGCAGCAUUCAAAGCUCGGACUAAGGCUCGAAGUAAAUGCCGUGAUAAAAGAACAGAUGUAGAUGAAGUGUUCUAGGACAAGUCUUCAAAGCCCUUUAACAUGCUUUUUUGUUAAAUCUAGUUCUUGUUUGGGUACAAUUAAUUGCAGUGUACAGAGUUAAAUCUUUUUAAUUGUGUCAGUACCACAUUUUGUACAGCACUUGAUGUAUAUUAAGCUGGCUAGAUAAAUAUAUAGUAUAAGUGACAUAGGAUAGAUGGUAGGAGAGAAUUUCCUGAUAUAGUGGGUAAAAAUAAACUUUUUACUUGGAAAAAUUCUUAAUAUUCACCUAAUGCUGAGGACACUCCUGAUUCAAUUUUUUAUAUAUAUUUGGAUUUUGAUGAAAUAAGUUAUGGAUCUUAAGUACAUUCUUUGGAGAUGAGUGUCCCUUGGUAAAAGCUACUAUUUUACAAUCAGUUAAACAUUUUAAAAAUAAAUAUCCAAUUUAUUAUAGUGACAUCAGAAUAAUAGGGCAAUAUUAUCAAAUUCAGUUGAUACAUUCUUAAGUAGCACACAAAUGUUUAAUGUUACUUAAUGCUGAACUUGGGUAAUAAAAAUAUCUCUGAAUUUUUGUGUGAAAUGUGUAUGAAUAAUGAAAAUUUUCAAAUAUAAAAAUAUUGUUCUGGCUUU